Messenger RNA from Tachysurus vachellii, 2859 nucleotides. RefSeq names its product UPF0450 protein C17orf58 homolog. The record is from RefSeq and is a predicted model, not a curated record. The transcript has 5 exons. Bases 21 to 1178 code for a protein of 385 amino acids. Gene Ontology annotation, molecular function: protein binding. Lineage: Eukaryota; Metazoa; Chordata; Actinopteri; Siluriformes; Bagridae.
UCUUUCUCUCUAUAAGGAAGAUGCUCGUGUUCAUCAAUAACAUGUCCAGCAUUUUGCUUCUCCUCUCUUUGGCUCUUGCCUUCUCUGAUGCUGAAGAGCGUGGUGUCAAUGAGUUGUUUUCCCUGAUUGGAGCACCGCCGGUACAAAGUGGAACAUCUGACUCUUCUAGCAACCAAACCAAAACCGGAGCCAAAGAUCCUUCUCUACCAGUCAAUGAGCUGCUGGAGCAAGGCAAAAAAUCUGCAGACCCAAAGCUGGCACUGCCACCGGGUAUAUGGCCCAAACACACAGAUCCACUGUCCCCUCAUCCUCAGCCAGGCACACACAGCAAGAGCAAGAAGGGCUCGAGGGAGGAGCGGCUUCCCAUUGAUUACAACAACGACAAACUGCGUAAUGAUGGCCAUCCUAAUAAAGCCGUCCCUGCUCCUGGGGUCGGGGCAUCGAAUCGUACUCAGGUACAGAAAGCUACACCUGAAAGCCCAGUGCUGACUAAUAAUCCUUCAUCCAGUGGGUCUGAGCUAAAUUACAACUCCAGAUCACGCACACGCUCACAGCAGUUAUCAUCUAACACACCAAGAGAGAGUGGAAAUAGUCGGAUGGAUCCCGAGGAGAACAGACCAGGAAAAUCAGGCCUGAACAGCAAUCGCUCAUUCAGCCAAUACAAUCGGCGCUUUUCCAGUCUACUCUACCACUUCGACAUCUACAAAAAAGAGUCGGAUUUCAUCCAUGAUGCAGUGUGCUUGAGUGAAUGUAGGAAGGACAAGGACGAGAUAGAGCACUUCUGCUAUAGUGAAUUCGCCAUCAAUGGCAUUGUUCACGACAUUGAUACAAUUCGUCGAGGCAUCAGGCUGGUCACGCUGCUUGUGAGCAAGGACGGCUUCUACAAGAUGAGCCGCCUCUACAUCACUCAAGACACCUACUUCUACAAGGUGAACAUCCUGGUCUUGGAUACCUACAAGUGUACCAAACCUUGUCCUGACCUCAAACUCGGUAGCAGAUAUAUAAUCAUGGGUCAUAUCUACCACCGAAAGCGCCAUCUCCCCUCUAGUCUCCUUGCCCUCCUGGGGGGCAAACUGAAACCAGGAGACGGGGUCCUGCGCAGCAACAGCUACGUCAAGCGCUACAACAAAAGAAGACACCAGAAAGCUCAAGAGGCCGUGCGCUCAAGGUGCAGGUGAAUGGAAAAAUUACAGCUCACUACCGACUCUCGCUGCAUGGGAGGAAUAACUGCAGCCUUAUGUAAAUACAAAAAGAACAAACUCAUAAUCUUGCAGUAUUAUCGGAGGAGAUAGACAGGAAGACAAAGGCGUCUCUGUCCACCCUGCCCAAGCGUCCGAGUGUAAUAGAUCAAUCCACUCCAAGUGGGGAUAUUUUGCUUGCUGUACAAUGCUUGCCUUUCUGCCUGUCCUCUUUCAUAGACGACUCCAGGGAAAUCCGCUGGAUUCCAUCCACUGGCGGAGGAUCUGAUUCAUGUCUGAAACAUGAACCAGGAACCGGCUAAAUAUUUCCUCCAAAAAAUAUUCAGAGCAAACUAAUAAAACGAACAUUUUUUCAUGUGUUUAUCUACCCUAUACACCCUGCCCUUUUUUAAUAAGCACACAACAACCAUGAUGUGUUUUUAGUGUACAUUUACCCUCAUAAACACAAGAAAAGUCCGGAAAGAUCAGAGACGUUGCAAAAUAACCUUGUGGAAGAAAUUGAGAAAAGUCAUGCAUCCGCAUGGCGUCAGUGUCUUCUGAGCGGUUAUGUCCAGUCAUUUCAUAUUCCGCAAAACAUGUACCUCUUUUACGAAGCACAGAAUACGCUAUGUGACUUUGAACUUGUAAUGCACUAUGCACGUUGGAGAAGUUACUAUUUUAUAUGCUUUAAGAGCAUUUCCUUUAGAAAAUACAUUCCUUCACUAUCUAGAGUGCCAAAGCCAACUUUUCAUGCCUUAUAUAGUGCAAGUUUCUUUACAGUUUUUGGUGUUAAUUGCGCUCCCAGGCUUCUUCUCAACACAUUACACAGUGCCCAACAUCCUGUAUGCAGGUUCAUUUUUUCCUCCUAUUUUUCCAGUUUGAAAAAAUCAUGUGUCAUUAACUCAGUUAAACUAGGUUUAUUUUCCCAUUCACACCGUUUGGGCUGCACAGAAUGGGAGCACAAACCAACCACACAGAGCUUCUAUUUAUUUUGCUCAUACUUUGUAUUUCACCUUUAAAUUAUACCAGAAUGCAGGAAAUGUGCUGUUAGGCUCAAAAGAAGGAGAGGAAGAAUUAAAGGGUUUGAAACAAGAAGGGCACAAAAAAACAAAACAACACAAUUCCCUUUCUUAAGAUAAGCUUAUUUUCUGUACUUUGGGAUACUUUUUACUGCAUAGUAAAAGAGAGACUGUAGAAAAAGAAGGCCAGUGUGAACGCGUUCGUCUUGAGCCCUAAUCGGAUAGUAAUCUGAUCCUCUGUGCACCUGGUUACAUGAAAGAGGGCGGUUCUGUUUAGGGUCCUGUGAGCAAAAACAUGGGCCAGGGCCUCAGGGAACAGCAUAGAUAUCUAUGAGGGAACAGACGCUCCAGGAGCCGUAAUGGAACGCUACCUAUGGCGAAUAUUUGCCCGCACACACAAACACACACACACACACAGGCUUUUGGCUCAAGCUCAAAGGAAGCAGAAGGGGAGCAGCACGGGCAGGAAAGAAGAGGAGCUUUAUGGGCAUGUUGGGUGAAAGAGAAGGAAAGAUUUCAAGAAAUUGGUUCCUUCAUUCCAUGAGUCAAAAGUGUAAAGUGGGUGGAACUGAAGGUAAACAGGGAAUACUUUUAUAUGCACUGCUGAUGCACAUUUUGUCAUUCUGAAAUGUCUUAUUAAAUAAUAAACAUAUUUUUUUCUA